AUGUGGGGGCAUCUCACGUCGUCCCUCCGCCGACUCACAGUGCGCUCUGGCGAGCCGCACACCGCGCCGGACAAGCCGCUCAUCGUCGUCUUCGGGGCCACCGGCGCGCAGGGCAGCAGCGUGGUGGCGGCGCUGCUGGCGAGCGGGCGCUACCGCAUCCGCGCCGUCACGCGCCACGCGGACUCGCCGCGUGCCGCCCAUCUGAGGGACGCCAAGGUGGAAGUGGCACAGGCCGACCAGGCGGACCGCCAGGCCGUGCGCGCGGCGCUGGAGGGUGCUUAUGGCGCGUUCGUGGUGACGGACUUCUACUCGCUGGGAGAGCGCGAGGUGGAGGUGGGGAAGGGAGUGGUGGAGGAGGCGAGGGGGGCGGGCGUGCAGCACGUGGUGUGGAGCACACUGCCCCACGUGCACCGCCUCUCCAAGGGCCAACUCAACGUGCCGCACUUCACCAACAAGGCCAAGGUGGAGGAGGUGGUGAGGGCGAGCGGCUUCAAGCACCACACAUUCGUCAUGUGUGCCUUCUAUUACCAGAACUUCGCCCACUUCAACCUCGCCAGGGAGGAGGCGGAUGGCACGGUGGUGUUUGAGCUGCCCAUGGCAGCAGACGACAUGCUCACGGCCUUCGAUGUGGACGACACCGGUGCUGCCGUGCUCAACGCCCUCGACCACCCCCAUGACUGGGAUGGCGAGUACAUGUGUCUAGCGGGCUACCACGCCCCCCUGCACCAGUACGUCUCCGACUUCCACCGCGUCACGGGCCGCCCCGCCCGCCUGCACACCACUGAGAAGGCGGCCUCUGACGAGUGGACGCAGGGGACAGGCUGGGGUGGCGAAGAAGGAACGGUUGGAGUGUUUCCUUUGUGCGCCCCUGGGGUGCUGCCAUGCCACGCUCCCUCUCACUUGUCCGUCCGCCUUCCUGUGCCUCCUGAGCAGAUGUUCCGCUGGUUCUCCCAGCACACGUACUUCGGCUGUCAUGACAUCAGCAAUGCGCGGCGCUGCAACCCGCACCUCAAGACGUGGCGCCAGUGGCUGCAGGAGAGCGGCUGGAAGGGGCCCCAGGGGGUAGAGGAGGGCGAGGGGAAGGGAGAAGCCACGGGGGAAGUGAAGGGAGAAGGGGCGAAGGAGGUGGGGGGAGGGGCGAAGGAGGUGGGGGGGAGGGGCGAAGGAGGUGGGGGGAGGGGCGAAGGAGGUGGGGGGGAGGAGGAGGAGGUGGGGGGAGGGGCGAAGGAGGUGGGGGGAGGGGCGAAGGAGGUGGGGGGAGGAGCGAAGGAGGUGGGGGGAGGGGCGAAGGAGGUGGGGGGAGGGGCGAAGGAGGUGGGGGGAGGGGCGAAGGAGGUGGGGCAUGGGGGUGAGGCCCCUCCCAAGGCGCAUGUGGCGGGCGCAUAG
This is a messenger RNA of Closterium sp. Naga37s-1, 1386 nucleotides long. Lineage: Eukaryota; Viridiplantae; Streptophyta; Zygnematophyceae; Desmidiales; Closteriaceae. The record is from the annotation of a GenBank genome assembly.